Molecule: messenger RNA, 780 nt
Organism: Penicillium taxi
Lineage: Eukaryota; Fungi; Ascomycota; Eurotiomycetes; Eurotiales; Aspergillaceae
Product: sugar phosphate isomerase/epimerase family protein
Exons: 2
Coding region: 1-780 (259 amino acids)
Source: RefSeq, a predicted model, not a curated record
AUGAUGCUGCAACCAUUCGCCAAUUUUGAGGGUUGGCCGAAAGAUUCAGUGAAAAGGGAAGAGGCUUUUACGAGGGCAAAGGGUUGGAUUGAGAUUAUGAAGGCUGUAGGUACGGAUUUACUGCAGGUCGGAGCUACUGAUAGCCCACUGAGCAAAAUAUCUACUGACCGCGAGACAAUCGUUUCUGAUCUCCGUGAGCUUUCUGAAAUACUGGCAAAGCAUGGGUUUCGUAUAGCCUAUGAGAAUUGGUGCUGGUCAACCCACGCGCAAAGUUGGAAAGAAGCAUGGGAAAUUGUCUCAGCCGUCGACCGCCAGAAUUUUGGGUUGUGCCUGGACACCUUCCAAAUAUCGGGCAGUGAAUGGGCAGACCCGGCGACAAAAUCAGGUCUUAUCGAAGAAGUAUCGCAUGAUGUUCUGCUGAAGAAAUUCGCUGCUAGUAUGGAUGAGCUUGCUCGCACCGUUCCACCCGAUAGAAUCUAUCUGCUGCAGAUUUCGGAUGCAUACAAGGUUUCUCCACCGCUAAGCGACGGGGAAGUUCAAGGCCUAAAGCCCCGUGGUCGUUGGAGUCAUGAUUAUAGGCCUAUGCCGUAUGAUGGAGGUUAUCUACCGAUUGAGGAUGUGGUGAAAGCAGUGUUGAAAACCGGGUUCCGUGGAUGGUUUUCGAUGGAAAUUUUCGAUUCUGGGCCAGAAGGGAAAGGAAAAGAGUAUGACAUGAUACCUUAUGCAAAGAAAGCAAUGGAGAGUGUGCAGAAACUGUUGAUAAAUUGUGCAGAUGAGUGA